Messenger RNA from Drosophila takahashii, 557 nucleotides. RefSeq names its product arginine/serine-rich protein PNISR-like. Lineage: Eukaryota; Metazoa; Arthropoda; Insecta; Diptera; Drosophilidae. The record is from RefSeq and is a predicted model, not a curated record.
CGCAUGAGAUCAAAUCCAUCAGACACAUUCAACAUGCGCUUCUCGGUCGUAUUUGUCCUCGCCGUCCUCGGCUGCCUCCUGUUCAUCCAGGAGGGCAGUGGUGCCUCAUCCAGUAGCACGGAUGCGACCACAACCACCACCGCCUCCUCCGCCACGACCACCACCACCGACGCCACCACCACCACCACCGUCGCCUCAGACACCAGCACGACCACCAAAUCUUCCAAAUCCUCUUCCUCGGCGGCUGCCAAGAGGCGCAGGCGUGCCCGCCGUCGCCGUCUGGCCAGGGAGCGCCAGCGUCGGGAGCGAAGGAGACAGCGCAGGACUGAGAGGCUGCGCAAUCAGCUGGAGAACCAGCGUCGCCAGAUAAAACGGCUGCGUGGAUAAAGAUCGCUGCGGAAACAUCUCUCUUUUCUUUAAAGCAAUUGAAUAUAUUUAAAAGGCUAAUUUCUUGGAUUUGUUACAUUUGUGCCGGUAGCAAAGUAGCAAAUUCUGAUGGUAAAGUUAAUAACGAAAAAUUACCACUUGAAAUAAAAAAAUUAUGGCUAUACAUUGUA